This is a messenger RNA of Oncorhynchus nerka (sockeye salmon), 2686 nucleotides long. Its product is annotated as ATP-citrate synthase-like. Gene Ontology annotation, molecular function: ATP citrate synthase activity. The record is from RefSeq and is a predicted model, not a curated record. Gene Ontology annotation, cellular component: cytosol. Lineage: Eukaryota; Metazoa; Chordata; Actinopteri; Salmoniformes; Salmonidae. The annotation marks the transcript as partial. The transcript has 20 exons. Gene Ontology annotation, biological process: fatty acid biosynthetic process; acetyl-CoA biosynthetic process; tricarboxylic acid cycle.
CUUGUCCUUGACUCUGACACCUGUCCCCUCGAAUGUAGUGACACCAUCUGUGACCUGGGUGGAGUGGAUGAGCUGGCCAACUACGGGGAGUAUUCGGGAGCGCCCAGUGAGCAACAGACCUACGACUACGCCAAGACCAUCCUCUCACUUAUGACCAGAGAGAAGCACCACGAAGGGAAAGUGCUGAUCAUCGGAGGAAGCAUCGCUAACUUCACAAACGUGGCGGCCACGUUCAAAGGCAUCGUCAGGGCUAUCAAAGACUACCAGGGACCCCUGAAGGAGAACGGAGUCACCAUCUUUGUGCGUCGCGGCGGCCCCAACUACCAGGAGGGCCUGAGAGUGAUGGGAGAAGUAGGUAAGACCACCGGUAUCCCCAUCUAUGUUUUCGGCACAGAGACCCACAUGACGGCCAUUGUCGGCAUGGCGCUGGGCCACCAGCCAAUCCCCAACCAGCCUCCAGUAGCCGCCCACACAGCCAACUUCCUGCUCAACUCCAGCACCAACUCCGCCACCCCAGCAUCUACCAGGACAGCCUCCUUCUCUGAGCCCAGAGCAGCUAACGAUGCCACGUUAGCUAAGAAGCCCAAAGCGGGCAUACCAGCAGUCAAAGCCACCAUGCUGUUUAGCAGAAACACCAAAGCCAUCAUGUGGGGCAUGCAGACGCGGGCGGUGCAAGGCAUGCUCGACUUUGACUACGUGUGCUCGCGGGACGAGCCCUCUGUGGCGGCCAUCGUCUAUCCCUUCACCGGGGACCACAAGCAGAAGUUCUACUGGGGCCACAAGGAGAUCCUGAUUCCUGUUUAUAAGAACAUGGCCGACGCCAUGAAAAAGCACCCUGAAGUGGACGUGCUUAUAAGCUUUGCCUCGCUCCGCUCCGCCUUUGACAGCACCAUGGAAACCAUGCAGUACUCACAGAUCCACACCAUCGCCAUCAUAGCUGAGGGCAUCCCUGAAGCCCAGACAAGGAAGCUGAUCAAGAGGGCAGAUGAGAACGGCAUCACAAUCAUCGGCCCAGCCACGGUGGGAGGCAUCAAACCCGGCUGCUUCAAGAUCGGGAACACGGGCGGAAUGCUGGACAACAUCUUGGCCUCCAAUCUGUACCGGCCAGGCAGCGUGGCCUACGUGUCCCGCUCAGGAGGCAUGUCCAACGAGCUCAACAACAUCAUCUCCCACACUACAGAUGGCGUCUACGAGGGCGUGGCCAUCGGAGGUGACCGGUAUCCAGGUUCAACGUUCAUGGACCAUGUGCUCCGCUACCAGGACACUCCAGGAGUGAAGAUGAUCGUGAUGCUUGGAGAGAUCGGAGGCACAGAAGAGUAUAAGAUCUGUCAAGGCAUCAAGGAGGGCAGGAUAACCAAGCCGGUGGUGUGCUGGUGUAUAGGAACCUGUGCGACCAUGUUCUCCUCGGAGGUGCAGUUUGGCCAUGCUGGAGCCUGUGCAAAUCAGGACUUUGAAACGGCAGUGGCUAAGAACCAAGCUCUGAGGGAUGCAGGAGCCUUUGUUCCCAAGAGCUUUGACGAACUGGGUGACGUCAUCAGGACAGUGUAUGAUGAACUGGUGGCCAAUGGAACCAUUGUUCCCGCUCAGGAGGUUCCACCCCCAACAGUGCCAAUGGACUACUCCUGGGCAAGGGAGCUGGGUCUGAUCCGCAAGCCCGCCUCCUUCAUGACCAGCAUCUGUGACGAGCGUGGCCAGGAGCUCAUAUACGCAGGCAUGCCCAUCACAGAGGUGUUCAAGGAAGAGAUGGGCCUGGGAGGCGUGCUGGGCCUGCUCUGGUUCCAACGCAGGUUACCGCGCUACGCCUGCCAGUUCAUUGAGAUGUGCCUGAUGGUGACUGCAGACCAUGGGCCCGCCGUAUCUGGUGCCCACAACACCAUAGUCUGUGCCCGUGCCGGCAAGGACCUAAUCUCCAGCCUGACAUCCGGCCUGCUCACCAUUGGGGACCGCUUUGGAGGAGCUUUGGAUGCUGCGGCCAAGCAGUUCAGCAAGGCGUUCGACAGCGGCAUGCUGCCGAUGGAGUUUGUCAACAAGAUGAAGAAGGAUGGCAAGCUGAUCAUGGGUAUUGGGCACAGGGUCAAAUCGAUCAACAACCCCGACAUGAGAGUCCAGAUCCUGAAGGACUUUGUGAAGGGGCAUUUCCCUGCCACUCCGAUGCUGGAUUACGCUCUGGAUGUGGAAAAGAUCACCACCUCUAAGAAACCCAACCUGAUCCUCAAUGUGGACGGCUUCAUCGGUGUGGCCUUUGUGGACCUACUUAGGAUGUGUGGUGGAUUCACACGAGACGAAGCGGACGAGUUUGUGGAGAUUGGUGCACUGAACGGGAUCUUUGUGCUGGGCAGGAGUAUGGGCUUCAUCGGUCAUUACCUGGACCAGAAGAGGCUAAAACAGGGCCUGUACCGCCACCCAUGGGAUGACAUCUCCUAUGUGCUUCCAGAACACAUGUCAAUGUAACUGAUGACAGCGAGUCGGCACCUCAAUGUCAACACUCAGAUAUGACGGGAAGCAUUUUCACCUUAUCACUUCAACAACCUCUGCCUUUGGGCAGGGUAAAUCCAGAUAUGGGGGAAGAGAGGAGCGUUAGUUUUAUUCGUAGGUCACUAAAGAAAAGGGGAAUAAUUUCACGUUAUUUAAGUUAUGAGUUCAAGAUAAGUUAUUCAAUCGUUAACAAAAAAAAAGGAGCCGAACC